AUGGCCAUCACAGACAGUCACAACACGCAACCCACCAAUGGCACACAAUCCAAACUCGUGGCCUCGGCGCCGGACGCAGUGCCUGAGCCUGCCCAGAUAUCCCCAGCUCUCCUCCACCGCUCCCUCCACCAACAACCCUACAAAGUCACGUCCGCCAAGGGUCUGUACCUAACCCUCUCGGAUGGUCGGGUGGUCAUGGACGCGUGCGGCGGCGCGGCGGUAGCCUGCCUGGGCCACGGCAACGAGGAAGUCCUCGCCGCCGUGACGGCCCAGAUGAGCACGGGCGUCAGUUAUCUCCACUCCCUAACUUACACCACCGACGUGGCAGAGGACCUGGCACACCACAUCAUCGACGGCCCCCAUGGCGCUGGCAGGUAUGGUCUUGAACGGGCCUAUUUCGUGAACAGCGGCAGCGAAGCCAUGGACGCAGCGCUCAAACUGGCGCGCCAGUAUUUUUUCGAAAAGGGCGAGCCCCGACGCACCCGCUUCGUGAGCAGGAAGCAGAGCUACCACGGCACGACCGUGGGGGCCAUGAACGUGAGCAGCAACUUACCCAGAAAAGUGCCCUACGCGAAUUUCCAGUCCGAGAACUUCAGCUGGGUCACCCCCGCUUAUGCGUAUCAGUAUUCGAAUUGGGAGGCAGGGGAGACGGAAGCAGAAUUCGCCGAGAGGCUCGUCGAGGAACUGGACCUGCAUAUCCGGACCUUGGGGCCUGGGAGUGUCAUUGCCUUUAUCGCGGAGCCGCUUGUUGGCGCGACGAGCGGGUGCACGCCUGCCCCGAAGGGGUAUUUUCGUGGUGUGAGGGACGUGUGCGACAAACACGGCGUCCUGCUCAUCCUGGACGAGGUCAUGUGCGGGAUGGGUCGGACGGGGACGCUCUUUGCUUUUGAACAGGAAGAUAUCGUGCCGGACAUCAUGACCAUGGGCAAGGGGCUCGGGGGCGGAUACUCGCCCGUUGCAGGAGUGUUGGUGCAUAAGAAGAUUGUCGACGUCUUGAGGAAGGGCACGAGUAGCUUCAACCAUGGGCAUACUUACCAGGCCCAUCCUGUGGGCUGUGCCGCGACGCUGGCCGUGCAGCGUAUCCUGAGGCGCGAGGGCCUGGUGGAGAAUGUGGCGAGGUUGGGCAGGUGGUUGUAUCCCUUUCUCCUGGAAACGUUCGGCUCGGCCAAGUAUGUCGGCGACAUUCGCGGACGGGGGCUCUUUUGGGGCAUUGAAUUCGUCGGCGACAAAGUGACGCGAGCACCAUUCCCGCCGGCGGUCGGAUUUGGCGUCCGCUACCAGGCGACUUGUUUUGAGUUGGGCGUGGCCGUGUAUCCGGGCUCAGGCACAGUAGACGGUAAGAAAGGUGACCAUGCGAUUUUGAGUCCGCCGUAUAAUGUGUCGGAGGUCGAGUUGAGGAGGAUCGUGGAAGUCAUGAAGAAGGCGUACGAUAGGAUGGAGGAAGAGGUUGAUCGGGAACUGGCUGGGCGCGAGGAUGUCAACGGCUUAACGAGGGCGUAUUGA
This is a messenger RNA of Cladophialophora yegresii CBS 114405, 1503 nucleotides long. RefSeq lists its product as uncharacterized. The record is from RefSeq and is a predicted model, not a curated record. The transcript has a single exon. Gene Ontology annotation, cellular component: cytosol. NCBI's taxonomy places the organism in Eukaryota, Fungi, Ascomycota, Eurotiomycetes, Chaetothyriales, Herpotrichiellaceae. Bases 1 to 1503 code for a protein of 500 amino acids. Gene Ontology annotation, molecular function: transaminase activity; pyridoxal phosphate binding.